Molecule: messenger RNA, 159 nt
Organism: Miscanthus lutarioriparius
Lineage: Eukaryota; Viridiplantae; Streptophyta; Magnoliopsida; Poales; Poaceae
Source: the annotation of a GenBank genome assembly
AUGGCACGGCUUUUGAUUCAAAGUGUCUGUGCGGUGAUUCCUUUUCUUUUCUUGUGUUUAGCUUAUUCUCUGGAUGAAGUGGAUCAGAUGACGCGGGAGCUCCGGAAGAAGUCGAAGCAGCCCAUUCCUGAGGAUGCUUCCGGCUUUGAGAGGUUUUAG